Formica exsecta is the source of this 3857-nucleotide messenger RNA. RefSeq names its product neuronal PAS domain-containing protein 4B (gene dysf). Gene Ontology annotation, molecular function: protein dimerization activity; DNA-binding transcription factor activity, RNA polymerase II-specific; RNA polymerase II transcription regulatory region sequence-specific DNA binding. The record is from RefSeq and is a predicted model, not a curated record. Bases 1068 to 3086 code for a protein of 672 amino acids. NCBI's taxonomy places the organism in Eukaryota, Metazoa, Arthropoda, Insecta, Hymenoptera, Formicidae. Gene Ontology annotation, biological process: regulation of transcription by RNA polymerase II. The transcript has 9 exons.
AAUAGGAGGAUUUAUGCCGACAAAGUUCCAACGGUAUUUAAACCAGGGGGUGCUCGGUGGCUUCCACUCGCUAGAGUGCAAUGACCGGCGGCCUCGAGAGACUUUAGAUCUAUCAAAUUAUAUAUAUAUCCAUGUACAAUAUUCCUGUAAGUUCAAAUUUAACCACAUUUCUAUAACCAUCGUCAGCAUAAUAUUAUGAAAAAUGCAAAUUUUUCUUCAAAUUGUAAACAAAAAUUUCCGCAUAAUAAUUAUUACACACACAACCAUAUAUAAAGACAAGGGUUGAAAGUAUUAUGAAACUCUUCCUCCAUAUCUUCUUUCCAUUUAAUAUUUUUUAAUGAGACUAAUUAAAAUAAUUUAAUAUAUGAUCUUAAUAAUUGAGUAUAUUUCUGUUAUUUUUUAUAACAGGCGAGUCUUAAUAGCAGACAACCGACGUGCAUCUUUUUGUUAAUCGACCAAAUAUCUGACCUCGAUUACGGCCGAAUUGCAUAAUAGCUCCCGAAAAUUUCUUAAGUCGAGUCAAGCCGAGCCACGCGAUAGUCGCGAACCGCGCGCAGAAACCGCAUACAGAGAAAAGAGAGAGAGAGAGAGAGAGAGAGAGAGAGAGAUAUGCAACCGGUAGCGGAGGUGGUGGCGAUGAUGGUGGCGGUGGUAGAGAGACCAGGACUCCGCACUCUCGAUCGUGACCUAAGAGCGAGCGAGUGAAUGCAGCGGGCAAAUGUAAAAGCGAGACCGAGAGAUUAACCGAUGCGGGGGAGGAGGAGGAAGAAGAAAGACCUCGGUACAACGAGCGGGAGCAAGAGAGACUGAGGCGGCAAAGACGAAGUAGUAGUAGGUGGACGAUGAAGGAGGUGAUGGUGGUGAAGCAGAAGGACGAGGAGGUGGCGAUGUUGGUGGUGGUAGGAGAACCAGCCUCCGCCAGUCUAUCCACGUGUUCAGUGUAGUAGCGCGUUAUGACCCGGAUGUUAGAUCGUAGCCGCAGUUUCGCGAGUACCUGCCGACCCGGAUGUCCUCCCGUUCGCUGUCCACCGGUGAUAGACUACUGAUGUCUUCCUGGCCACCGAAAUAUGUUCAAUCGGAUAGAUGCGAGCAAGUCUACGAAAGGCGCCAGCAAAUUACGAAGGGACCUGAUAAACGCCGAAAUUGCGAAUCUACGUGACUUGCUGCCGUUGCCGCCCUCGACACGCCAGAGGCUUUCCCAGCUGCAGCUUAUGGCCUUGGUCUGCGUGUUCCUGCGAAAAGCCAAUUACUUUCAGCAAGCGCUGAAAAACUACCCGUCCGAGUCCUCCAAUAUUCCAACACCCAACAUAGGGUUCUCAAAAGCAAUGUCCGGUUUUAUCAUGAUGAUGACGCAGCAGGGAAAAUUGUUGUAUAUAUCAGAAAAUGCAGCGGAUUAUCUCGGGCAUUCUAUGGAGGACUUACUCAUCCACGGGGACAGCGUGUACGAUGUAAUCGACAAGCAAGAUCAUUUAAUUGUACAAAAUCAAUUAUCCAGAAACAGUCCGAUUCCGAGUGACAGGAGGCUGUUUCUCUGUCGAAUCAACGUAUCGAGAAAUUCUCGCAGGCAGCUACGAUUCGGCGAUCAAAAGGUAGUCCUUGUAGAGGGUCACUUCCUGCCAUUCGUGCCUGUUUGCAACCGCAACGAAUUCGUCUUCCUGGCUUCCUGCACUCCGGUAGUCUUACCGGAGACACGAGAGAGCAUCGUCCAAGGCGCGACCAAUAUCUUUACCACGAUUCACUCGAUGGACAUGAAGUACCUGCAUAUCGAUAAAACCGCGGAAAGCCAUCUGGAGUAUACUCGUGCUGAAUUGCUCAACGUAUCCUGGUACAAUCUGCUUCAUUGGGACUCCAUAAGAACCGCUUACUGUAAACAUCAAACCGUUAUUCAGUCUGAUCAAGAGCGAUCUACUACCGCUCUGCUGAAGCUGCAGAGUCGUUCUGGGAGGUGGUUCUGGGUACAUUGCGUGCUGCAGGUCAAGGAUACUUCCGAUGAGUGCCAACAUCCUAUUAUCGUUUGCACGAAUCAAGUGCUCACCGACAAGGAGGCGGAAGUAAUGCGCUCCAGUUCGUGGCUGUACCAAUAUUCCUCUCAGACGAAAUUCACCUACGGACUCUGUCCCGGCGGCCAAGGUCGCAGCAUUGCGUAUCCUUCCGCGGGACAGACUGUCAAUCAAACUCAAGAAUACCAUCGGGCGUAUUCCAACGAUACUGAUGUCCAGCAUUCACCAUCCCUUAAUCCGGACCGGUCCGAAACGGAAUCGCACAUGGCCUCGAAGAGCGCACAGCCGAUGGAUUAUCCCGGCAGGCGACUGUUGCGAGAUGACACUGAGCCGGUGGAUAUGUCGAUAAGCAGUGCGGAGCAACACGAAGGUAGAAGCAUGCAGGCUGCGGUCGCCGAUCAUCAUCAUCAGCAGCAGCACACUCUAGACGAUCCGGUCAGAUACCACCAUAAACAGUACCAUAAGAGCUCGCUGCAUCUGGCUGGCUAUCGGGCAAAGUUUGUACAGUGCCACGGCGGACAAUACGUCGGCGGCGGCUGCGCGGAUGUGCUGUCGAUGCCCGGCACCAAGUAUUAUCUUACCGACCUCGACCGGGACUACUGUUGCGGUCCGGAACGCAGCGGCAGCCUGCACAGCAAGCGUCCGCCGACGAAAGCGCUAAUUGCGCCACCGACGCCGUCACUGACGGCCGAAUCGGCGGUGCCGCCGCCGCCGGACACUGUCUCUCUGGAGAACUGGGGUGCCAGUCCGGCCUGGUCGGACGCGUUGCAGAGGGUGCCGGACAUGGUGCAUCAGGAACUCAGCCCAUAUAUCACCACGCCGACUACACCGGUCAACACGCCCGAUUCCGAUACCCUCGGCCACUCGGAGGCGCCUAUUUUUAAUUUUGACUGGGCCGGCACCGAGCAACACGUACCCAACUUGAAAAUCACCUUCCACCGCGGCAGCGUCGCGACCACUACCGCCAACCAUCCCAUCAUCCAGCCUAAAAAGCCGCAUCAGGACACGGUACAACCCAUUACGCUACAGUUACCACGUAGGAAGGGACAAUCCGCGGAGAACGACAGCAAGGACUUCUCGAAAUGAGCAAAGGGUAGAGGGAUGUAGUGUAAAAGCUUAAAGAAUGUCGAAGAUACCGAUUAGUUUCUUAAUAAAACAAAAAUUCAUAUAAAAAUCUAGAAAAGAAAUUAGAGAAGAAAAUAAAAUAUAGGAGUCAUCUAAAAGGGUCCAAGUCGAGAGAAUCGAAUGCGAACACAAAAAAGGUGUUCGGACACAGCGCCAUACUCUCUCUCUUUUUAACACAUAGCUUUUGUCACAGACAACGGAGUAUAUUCUUCCAAAUUCUCUAUCGGUAUCGCAUUACACAAUUUUCUACACGCUCGCGUUCGUCUUUUGUAUCUUUUCUUUUUUUUUAAAUCUUCUUCAUCACUGUCUCUUUGACGUCUUAUACAUUUUACUCUCGAAUCGUAAAUUCUUCAUUAAUAUAAAACACGUAUAUAAACAUAGACUGAUUACAUCGGUGUUUACAAUAAUCUACGAUUAAAAAAAGGUCGUACAUCGUUUCGUUUAUCUCCGGUAUACGCUUUUAUGCGAGAACAUUCGUUUUGAGAUAAAUAGCACGCAUCGUACGCGUAUAUAUAUAUAUAUUCCAAGUGUAUAUAUAUUUAUAUAUAUAUAACUAUAUGUAUGAGUGUGCAGUGUCGUAAGAGGAUACCCAGGUACAUGCGCUAUAUAUGUGUUUGAGAUUUCUUUUGAAAAAUACCUAAAUCUCUUACAUCUUGACACACGAUCGUGAAAUAUAUUCGCUUUGUACAUUUUAACGCAUUUUCGUCGAAGGAAAGAUUUUUUUUUCUUUUU